AUGAAGCAUAUGAAAGGAAGUGAAGCAGCAAAGCGGAACCGACUGAAGGACAGUAAGAAAGGACAGAGGAACAGACAAUUGAGCAGGACACAUGAUCUUCUACUGCAGGAGAUUUGUCAUGACUUUCUACAUUGCAACAUUUACCAUCUGACCAAGAAAAAGAUAGCUGAACAACAGCUGCAGAAAGUGGUGGACACAAUAAAUCAGACACGACGUGGAACCAAAAACGUCCACUUCUUUAUCAUGACGAAAUGGGAAAACAACACGAGCUUUGAUGUCGUCAUUGAAAUUUUCACUGAGAAGAAAUUAUCGGACAGAAAGAAAUACUGGGAGGACGAGGGAUACGAAUCGCCGGAAGUGUCCGACAUCUACGAAAUUAAGUCAGAAGAAAUAUUUAAGAUCGAAUUUGGAGGAAAUGUCUUCGAUGAUGAAUCAGUGACCGAAAGAAUUUUAGAGUUUCACAAGAAACGAAAAAUUAACCAUAUUGUUACCAGAAUCAUAACAGACGAAGUAGAAGAACCGAAAAUUAGAAUGCAAAUUCACAGAGGUAUUACUGUGCCUUAUGAGGAAAAGAUAAUAGUUACGGAGAAUAUGCUGUUUUGCUUCCAAUCACAGAAAAUAAAGGCGGAAAAGCGGGAAAAAUUAGAAUAUUCCAGACUCGCUGACAUGGGAGUGAAUCUAAAGUUUCCAUCACCACCUACCCCUGAACCGGAGGUAGUGAAGUCACCAUCUUUACACCAGUCUAUGGAAAUCAUAACAGAACCAGAGGCAGUAGAGCCACUGCCAGUUUCUCCUGCUUCACAACGAUCUGUGGAGAGCUUAACAGAGUUAUCCGAAGAGGCGAAGGAAGAGAACGAGAAAUUUAAAAAGGUGGCUGCAAGUGAAAACACUGAAAUUACGUAUUCUGUUUUGAACCCUUCCAGUAUAAAUGCACUCUGUAAAUGCUUUACUCUGGACGAGGCUGGUCUAUUUGCACUACAGAUGGGCCUCCCAAUCUCCAUAAAGCAGGAACUCUUCGAAGCAGAAAAUCCUGCUAAGGAAUUGACCUUUAGAUUGCUUCGUCUUUGGGGAGGAUCUAAGCAUAGUAGAGUAAGAAUCAGAAAAAUCCAUAAAGGAUUAAUGAUCAUCAACAGAAAAGAUCUGGCUGAAAUAUUUAAUAAAGCCUUCAAAGAGGAUCUUCCUUUUCCCGAUGACAAAAUUACCUCGUCAAUCUUGAACUACUCAAGAACAGAUUCAGAAGGACUCAUCUUCUAAACAUGUUUAGAGUGUUUCUGCACACUCCUAGUAGAAUUAGAUGUACCUUCGAGAAGA
This is a messenger RNA of Saccostrea cuccullata (small rock oyster), 1311 nucleotides long. RefSeq lists its product as uncharacterized. NCBI's taxonomy places the organism in Eukaryota, Metazoa, Mollusca, Bivalvia, Ostreida, Ostreidae. Bases 1 to 1254 code for a protein of 417 amino acids. The transcript has 9 exons. The record is from RefSeq and is a predicted model, not a curated record.